ACAUUUAGCAGACACUCUUUUCCAGAGUGACUUACAGGAGGAGCAAGGGCACAUUGACAGAUAUUUCACCUAUUUAGCUCUGGGAUUUGAACCAGCAACCUUUCAGUUACUGGCCCAAUGCUCUUAACCACUAGGCUAGGCUACCUACCUGAUUAACUGAGAAGGGAAUAAAUGUUCAUACAGGGAGACAUUUUCAUUGGAGAAUCACUGAAGAAUAUGGAUAUACUCAAAGCCUUGCGUUACAACCUCUUGGUCAACCGUGUCAGACAGGCCUCAUCCUCAUUCCGGCGGAUCAAUAGUAGGGAUGAAGAGAAUCAGGAAAAAGAUUUUGAGAUUGUCGAGGUGGACAGUCUUCAUACACAAAGACGGUGCCUUUCAGACAGGCAGGAUUUAGACUACCUCAGCUCGGAGGACCCAACGAAGCCUGAGCUCACAGACCAAAGCAGCCUCCUUCACAUUGGUCAGCUAUGUCAGCUAAAUGAGCAUCUUCCUGCCCGGCUAGAGCAGUGCCCCUGGUCUCUGGUUUACAGCACCCAGAGACACGGCACCAGCCUGGGCACUCUGUACAAGAGCAUGGGGGGCAUGGACUGCAGCACCAGUACCCUCACUGUCAUCAGAGACAACUGUGGACAGGUGUUUGGUGCAUUUUGUCCUACUACUCUUCGAAUCAGUCUGUCAUACUAUGGAACAGGACACACAUUCCUCUUCUCCUUCUCUCCACAACUCCAGGUUUAUGAAUGGAAGUUUAGUAACUCCUUCUUUGUGAAGGGAAGUCCAGACUACCUGGCAUUUGGUGGAGGAGGGGGUCUCUUUGGCCUGUGGUUAGACGAUGGCCUGAUCCGUGGGCAGAGCCAGAGGUGUGACACAUUUGACAAUGACGUGUUGUCCUCCUCUGAUGACUUCCUAAUCAACGACCUGGAGGUUUGGGCCAUCUCCUGAGACAAGGGACUGCAUGCUACUGCUUACUUAAACGUUAUACAACGAUUGUGACAGUGGAUGGAAUUGAAAAAGACUGUACCUCUCAUCUGAGGAUCCAAAGCCUGUGCAAGGUGAUUCAACUCCAUCACCUCAAUAUUUUCCAUUACAAACAGAUAAGGCCCCUAACUCACCAGCUUCAGAAGCAUUGGGAAAACAGAAAUAGAGUACUACUGGCCUCUGGUGUUCAAUGAUUUAGACUGUGUGUAAUAAUCACUCCUCUCUGUUGGCUUUAUUUUCUGCUUGGUAUGUCUGUAUCAUUCUGUGGAGAUUUGGAUUACUUCAGAAAUAUUCUGCUGGGAGUUAAACAAUUAAAGGACAUUCAGAUUAGCACAGUUGACUGGUCAAUCUCAAUCAAUAACACAUGAGGGAAGUUGUCUUUAUUGGCAAAGUGCCCAGUGACCGUUGAUUUACAACUCUAGAGGGCGCCCUUGUCACAGAGCUCCUUUCUGUCUCGCUCUCUUUCUAUACAUUACCUUCAGAAAGUAUUUACACCCUUGGACGUUUUCCACAUUUUGUUGUGUUACAGCCUGAAUUUAAAAUGGAUUUAAAAAAAUGUAAAAAUUGUCACCGGCCUACAUAUAAUAACGCAUCAUGUCAAAGUGCAAUUAUAUUUUUUGAUUCCUUUUGACAAAUUACUUACAAAUGUAAGGCUGACAUUUCUUGAGUCAAUAAGUAUUCAAGCCUUUUGUUAUGGCAAGCCUAAAUAAGUUCAAGAGUAGAAAUGUGCUUAAUAAGUCACAUAAUAAAUUGCAUGGAGUCU
Molecule: messenger RNA, 1738 nt
Organism: Oncorhynchus kisutch (coho salmon)
Lineage: Eukaryota; Metazoa; Chordata; Actinopteri; Salmoniformes; Salmonidae
Product: TLD domain-containing protein 2
Exons: 6
Coding region: 172-939 (255 amino acids)
Biological process (GO): response to oxidative stress
Cellular component (GO): nucleus
Source: RefSeq, a predicted model, not a curated record